GUAUAAAUAAUCCUAGCUAAUGGCAGCAGGGAGAGCAAAGUAUCAAGUCAUCAACCAGAGAAUUCUGUGACCUGCUUGAUCCCGCAGCUAGCCAUGACGAUCGGCGUCUGCUACGGCGUGGUGGCCAACAACCUCCCGCCGGCUAACGAGGUGGUGCAGCUCUACAGGUCCAAGGGCCUCACCGGCAUGCGCAUCUACUUCGCCGACGCCAAGGCCCUCUCCGCGCUCCGCGGCUCAGGCAUCGCCCUCAUCCUCGACGUCGGCGGCACCGACGUGCUGGCCAGCCUCGCCGCCAACGCCUCCAACGCGGCGAACUGGGUCCGGGACAACGUGCGGCCCUACUACCCGGCCGUGAACAUCAAGUACAUCGCCGCCGGCAACGAGGUCCUGGGCGGCGACACGCAGAACAUCGUCCCGGCCAUGCGGAACCUCAACGCGGCCCUCAAUGGCGCCGGCCUCGGCGCCAUCAAGGUGUCCACCUCGAUCCGGUUCGACGCGGUGACCAACACCUUCCCGCCGUCCAACGGCGUGUUCGCGCAGGCCUACAUGACGGACGUGGCCCGGCUCCUGGCCAGCACCGGCGCGCCGCUGCUCGCCAACGUGUACCCCUACUUCGCCUACAAGGACAACCCGCGGGACAUCCAGCUGAACUACGCGACGUUCCGGCCGGGCACCACGGUGCGGGACCAGAACAACGGGCUGACCUACACGUGCCUGUUCGACGCCAUGGUGGACGCCCUGGUGGCGGCGCUGGAGCGGGCCGGCGCGCCGGGGGUGAGGGUGGUGGUGUCGGAGAGCGGGUGGCCGUCGGCGAGCGGGUUCGCGGCGACGGCGGACAACGCGAGGGCGUACAACCAGGGGCUGAUCGACCACGUCGGCGGGGGCACGCCCAAGAGGCCCGGCUUGCUGGAGACGUACAUCUUCGCCAUGUUCAACGAGAACUUCAAGACCGGGGAGCUGACCGAGAAGCACUUCGGGCUGUUCAACCCGGACAAGUCGCCGGCGUACCCCAUCCAGUUCCAUUAGUCUGGCUGCGUCGUCCAUACAUGCGCCGGCCCGUACGUACACACGUGCACUGUCAACCUAAAUAAGCUGCGUAUAGUGCAGGAGUGAAGUGUAACGUGGGUACAAUAUACGUACACGUCGACAUAUUGUCAGCCUAAAUAAGCUGCACGUAUUGCACCAGUGAAGUGUAACGAGAGUGCAUCUCAGAACAUCGAUUCAUGCAAGAGUAGUGCGACCAUUCCAGGUGGUGUUAUAUAUCGUCUGUCAUGAAUAAAGAGAAGGAAAUUGAGGCAGUUA
Aegilops tauschii subsp. strangulata is the source of this 1302-nucleotide messenger RNA. RefSeq names its product glucan endo-1,3-beta-glucosidase GI. The record is from RefSeq and is a predicted model, not a curated record. Lineage: Eukaryota; Viridiplantae; Streptophyta; Magnoliopsida; Poales; Poaceae. Gene Ontology annotation, biological process: carbohydrate metabolic process. Gene Ontology annotation, molecular function: hydrolase activity, hydrolyzing O-glycosyl compounds.